GAGACAGAGUAAGCCUGUACAUUCACAACCACCCGUUCCAGAGAAGAGUUGGUACUAUGGGUGGCAGGCAGCAACUCGCUGGUCUCCUGCUGCUUUUAUUUAUGCUGUGGGUCCUAGAGCAGCCUUUGUGGCCCGCAGCCCUGGCCCUGGCCCUGCGUUGGCUCCUGGGGGACCCCACAUGCUGCAUACUGCUUGGCCUGGCUGUGCUGGUGCGACCCUGGCUCAGCCCCUGGAUGCCCCACUGGGUGAGCCUGGCAGUUGCGGCCAUUGCGCUGAUGCUGCUACCCCCGCGGCCACCUCCAGGACUACGCUGGCUGCCUUCAGACAUUUCCUACGUGCUCAAGGCUACCUAUUUAAACCUGCGGGUUAGGCGACGCUUCAAUCGGCAGCCUCCUGACACCUUCGUGGAUUCCUUUGAGCGGCAGGCACAAGUACACCCUGGCCAUGUGUCUUUGGUGUGGACAGGCCCUGGGGCUUGCUCUAUCACCUUCAGUGAGUUGGAUGCCAGGGUUUGCCAGGCAGCAUGGACUCUGAAGGAUCAUCUGGGCAGCUCCACUGGCCUAAUUGCUGGGGAGCCUGUUGCCCUCCUGGUACUGGCCUCUCACACCAUUCCUGGUCUGAGUCUGUGGCUGGGGCUGGCCAAGCUGGGCUGCCCAGUGGCCUGGAUCAACCCACAGAUCCGUGGGCUCCCACUGGUACACUCUGUGCUGGCUUCUGGGGCCAAGGUGCUGCUGGUGGACCCAGACCUCCAGGAGAACCUGGAAGAAGUGCUUCCCAAACUGCAGGCCGAGAACGUCCAUUGCUUCUACUUUAGCCCUAGCUCCCCUACACCAGGGGUGGGGGCUCUGGGAGCUGCCCUGGAUACUGCAUCGUCCAAGCCAGUGCCUGCUGACCUGCGUGCCAAGAUCACCCGGAAGAGCCCUGCUGUGUACAUCUACACUUCAGGGACCACUGGGCUCCCAAAGCCGGCUAUUGUCACACAUGAGAAGGUCCUGCAGAUAAGCCAAAUGCUACCCUUGUGUGGGGUCACACCUGAUGACGUCGUGUAUGUGGUCCUGCCUCUGCAUCACACAAUGGGCCUUAUUCUUGGGCUCCUGGGCUGCUUAGAGCUUGGAGCCACCUGUGUCCUGGUGCCCAAGUUCUCCGCCUCCAGCUUCUGGAGUGACUGCCGGCAGCAUGGCGUGACUGUGAUUCUGUAUGUGGGUGAGGUUCUGCGGUACCUGUGCAAUGUUCCCCAGCAACCAGAUGACAAGAUACACUCAGUCCGCUUGGCGAUUGGCAAUGGACUCCGGGCAAACGUGUGGAAGACCCUCCAGCAGCGCUUUGGUCCCAUCCGGAUUUGGGAAGCUUAUGGCUCCACUGAGGGCAAUGCUGGCUUCAUCAACUAUCCAGGGCAUUGUGGGGCCGUGGGCAAGACAAACUGCUUUCUUCGAAUGCUGGCUCCUUUUGAGCUUGUGCAAUUUGACACUGAGGCAGCAGAGCCUGUGAGGGACAAGCAAGGAUUCUGCAUCCCUGUGAAGCCAGGGAAAGCAGGGCUCCUCCUGACUAAAGUACUACGCCACAAUCCCUUCCUGGGCUACCGCGGGCCCAAAGAACAAUCAGAACGGAAACUGGUGCGACAUGUGCGACAAGAAGGCGAUAUUUACUACAACACCGGGGAUGUACUGAUCAUGGACCAGGAAGGAUUCCUCUACUUCCAAGACCGACUUGGAGACACCUUCCGAUGGAAGGGUGAGAACGUGUCUACUCGGGAGGUGGAGGGCGUGCUGAACCUUGUGGACUUCCUGCAGGAAGUGAAUGUCUAUGGUGUACCUGUGCCAGGGUGUGAAGGCAAGAUAGGCAUGGCGGCUGUGAAGCUGGCCCCUGGCCGGACUUUCAAUGGGCAGGAGUUGUACCAGCAUGCCCGUGCCUGGCUCCCAACUUAUGCUACUCCACAUUUCAUCCGCAUCCAGGACACCCUGGACAUCACGAGCACCUUCAAGCUGAAGAAGUCUCAGUUGGCGCAAGAGGGCUUCAACGUGGGGAUCAUUGGUGACCCCCUGUUUAUACUGGACAACCAGGCCCAGGCCUUUCGGCCCCUGACAGCAGACAUGUUCCGGGCUGUGUGUGAGGGGACCUGGAAGCUCUGACCACCCAGUCAUCCCCAGGACAUCUGAAGAAGCAGGGACCAAUGCUGAUCCCAACUCUGUGGCUGCUAUGCAUUCCAGCCUGGCCCCACAGUUAGAAAUGACAUGGGGCCUGUUAGCAUAGCAACAAUAAAUUUGAAUGU
This is a messenger RNA of Ochotona curzoniae (black-lipped pika), 2269 nucleotides long. It is a transcript of the gene SLC27A5, whose product is annotated as solute carrier family 27 member 5. The record is from RefSeq and is a predicted model, not a curated record. Gene Ontology annotation, cellular component: endoplasmic reticulum membrane; endoplasmic reticulum. Lineage: Eukaryota; Metazoa; Chordata; Mammalia; Lagomorpha; Ochotonidae. Gene Ontology annotation, molecular function: long-chain fatty acid-CoA ligase activity; fatty acid transmembrane transporter activity; long-chain fatty acid transmembrane transporter activity. Bases 57 to 2129 code for a protein of 690 amino acids. Gene Ontology annotation, biological process: triglyceride mobilization; ketone body biosynthetic process; long-chain fatty acid import across plasma membrane. The transcript has 10 exons.